Boleophthalmus pectinirostris (great blue-spotted mudskipper) is the source of this 795-nucleotide messenger RNA. RefSeq names its product P2Y purinoceptor 14-like. Lineage: Eukaryota; Metazoa; Chordata; Actinopteri; Gobiiformes; Gobiidae. Gene Ontology annotation, biological process: G protein-coupled receptor signaling pathway. The coding region runs from base 388 to 795 and encodes 135 amino acids. The transcript is spliced from 5 exons. Gene Ontology annotation, molecular function: G protein-coupled purinergic nucleotide receptor activity. The record is from RefSeq and is a predicted model, not a curated record. Gene Ontology annotation, cellular component: membrane.
UCUGAGUUUAGUCCUGGUUUAGUCUGAGUUUAGUCUGAGUUUAGUCCUGGUUUAGUUCUGGUUUAGUCCUGGUUUAGUCUGAGUUUAGUCUGAGUUUAGUCCUGGUUUAGUCCUGGUUUAGUCCUGGUUUAGUCCUGGUUUAGUCUGAGUUUAGUCUGAGUUUAGACCUGGUUUAGUCUGAGUUUAGUCUGAGUUUAGUCUGAGUUUAGUCCUGGUUUAGUUCUGGUUUGAACAUUUGAUUUGCAAAGGUCUGUCUACACAUUCUCAGUUUGUUUCCUGAAGAGGCAAAGUUGAGGGUUCAACGCCGACAGAGACAGACUCGUCCUUCUGGUCCGGACCUGGACUCACAGCAGGAGCAUAAACCGAAGAACAGCCGACAAUCUACAGAUGGAGGACAGGCUGAACUCAUCUUCUCGUCCCUCAAACCUGUCGUCGUCUUCAGACUUCAGGAGCGUCUUCACAGAGGAGGUCCUGCCCCCGCUCUACCUGGCCCUGUGCAUUGUGGGAUUGCUCCUGAACGCCGUGGCCUCCUUCGUGUUCUGCCGCGUGCCCUCUGACGCCGCCCUGGUGGUGUACCUGAAGAACAUGCUGCUGGCCGACCUCCUCAUGCUCCUCUGCUUCCCCUUUAAACUCCUGGCCCAGCUCGGGGUGGGAGGCUGGAGACUGCACGUGAUCAUGUGCAGGUUUGUGAGGGUCUUGUUUUACUUCUCCAUGUACACUGGAAUCAUGUUUAUGGGUCUCAUCAGUUUGGAACGAUACGCCAAGAUCGUCCGAAACUCCCAACCCACCGUGUGA